UGGCUUCUCUGGGACUCUACCCCUGGGGACUGCCCAUAUCUGCUCCUGAGUUUGGGGGCAGGGGGGCAACCGCCCCAAGAAAUCUCUCCGGCGAUGGGAGCCACCCGCCUGCUGCCCAACCUCACUCUGUGCCUGCAGCUACUGAUUCUCUGCUGUCAAACUCAGGGGGAGAAUCACCCGUCUCCUAAUUUUAACCAGUACGUGAGGGACCAGGGCGCCAUGACCGACCAGCUGAGCCGGCGGCAGAUACGCGAGUACCAGCUCUACAGCCGGACCAGUGGCAAGCACGUGCAGGUCACCGGGCGUCGCAUCUCUGCCACCGCGGAGGACGGCAACAAGUUCGCCAAACUCAUAGUGGAGACGGACACCUUUGGAAGCCGCGUGCGCAUCAAGGGUGCUGAGAGUGAGAAAUACAUCUGCAUGAACAAGAGGGGCAAGCUCAUCGGAAAGCCCAGCGGGAAGAGCAAAGACUGUGUGUUCACGGAGAUUGUGCUGGAGAACAACUACACGGCCUUCCAGAAUGCCCGGCACGAGGGAUGGUUCAUGGCCUUCACGAGGCAGGGCCGGCCCCGCCAGGCUUCUCGCAGCCGCCAGAACCAACGAGAGGCUCACUUCAUCAAGCGCCUCUACCAGGGCCAGCUGCCCUUCCCCAACCACGCCGAGAGGCAGAAGCAGUUCGAGUUCGUGGGCUCAGCCCCCACCCGCCGGACCAAGCGCACACGGAGGCCACAGCCCCUGACGUAGUCGGGGACACUGGGGGCAGCCGCCCCUCACCAGCCUUCCCAUCCCCUUCCCUUCCUGAUCCCAAGACUGGGCUGGGGUGGAGGGAGGGGAACCAGAGCCCCCAAGGAGGACCCUGAGGACCACCAAGCGUCAGAGCCUCCAGCCAGAAAGGGGCGGGACUGCCACAAACCAGGGCUGGGGCCUCAGGGCAGCCGCCCCAGAC
This is a messenger RNA of Leptonychotes weddellii (Weddell seal), 946 nucleotides long. It is a transcript of the gene FGF17, whose product is annotated as fibroblast growth factor 17. Gene Ontology annotation, molecular function: growth factor activity. The record is from RefSeq and is a predicted model, not a curated record. Lineage: Eukaryota; Metazoa; Chordata; Mammalia; Carnivora; Phocidae.